Messenger RNA from Aspergillus udagawae, 1344 nucleotides. RefSeq lists its product as uncharacterized. The coding region runs from base 1 to 1344 and encodes 447 amino acids. Gene Ontology annotation, molecular function: protein binding. Lineage: Eukaryota; Fungi; Ascomycota; Eurotiomycetes; Eurotiales; Aspergillaceae. The transcript has a single exon. The record is from RefSeq and is a predicted model, not a curated record.
AUGGAGAUAUCGCAGUCCAGUGAUGUAUAUGCGCUCAUCAAGCUCUAUCAAACUCUAGGCGACCAGCGCGCACCUGACUUGGGUUUAUCGCUACAGAGACGAUUGCGAGGCUGUAUCUUCUUCACCCGAGAUGCCAUUCAGCAACCAGCAGUUCAACAGUCAACCUUCUUUCGCUCAGUCACAUUCUUUCGCUCGGUUAAUUUCGACCCUUCUCGCUUUGGAGACCUGAUCUCGCAAACUAUGGAUAAGGACGACCUCGAUUCUUUGAAGAUAAUCCAGCCUCUCCUUGAAGAUCCGAUCUCACAAAUUAUGGUCAAGGAUGACCUUGAUUCUUUGAACAUACUCCUGGAAUUAGCAGCACAAGCCCUACACAGAGAUAUUUCAGAAGUGGCUCGCCAGGGUGGUAAUUAUCAAGGGAUUACUUUCCCUGGGCUUGCUAUUCUCUUUCGAGCAAGGAAUAUCCUUAACUGGCUCCUUGAAGGCCCGGAACGCAAAACUGCCAUUGGUUAUUUGCUGUUUGAAAUCUGCAAACCCGGUAAUUGCCUGGAUGCUGCAAUAAGGGCUGGUGGACUCGAAGAAUUUGAGAGAUUAGCAAGACAUGCGGUGGCAGCUCAUGCACUGCAGCCCCAUCGUGGUAUACGUCCUAGAGGCCGCUGGACAAUGCAUAGAUCACACCUUAUCACUGUAUGCCGCUAUGGAUCUGUGGACUUUUUGGACAAGGCCAUCGAAUUUGGCGCAGAUCUUACUCAGAUUCGUGAUAACGACCCAUUCAUAACUGUGCUUGAUGCUGCACUUCAGAACCCAGCCCCAACUUUUUUGGAGACCCUGUUUCAACGGCUUCAGGGCAUUCCUGGUACCGAUAUGACGGUGUAUACUGGAUAUCAAGAUGUUGAAGGGAGACCGUUGCUCCUCCGAGCCAUUGAUCUUGCCUCUCAGGCACCCCAGUUCCGCCCUGGUGAUCUACUCAGGGUUUUUCGCAUACUACGUGAACAGGGCUGCAACUUUCAGGCCGUUGAUGAUAAUGGGCACUCAGUCUUACACCUUGCGAUGAGAUAUUUCGACCUUGAACUUCUCCAACAACUUCAUCAGGCCGGAGCUAUAAUCAACCAGGGGAAUACCACGCAAGCUGGAUCACCGGCACAUGCCUUGAUUAAGGCAGUUCUUGAGCAGUUUGAUACCCCAGAAACACAAAUCAUUGAUAAUUUUAUGGGGCGGGCGAAACGCAUUGCAUCAUGGCUGAAACAGGAGAAUUAUGAUCAGGCUAUUAAAGAUGCUCAAGGACGUACUGCUAUGGCAUUAGACUGGACAGGAAAAUUAACCUCAAUCACUGAGGAACUUCAGUGA